Chelonia mydas (Green sea turtle) is the source of this 879-nucleotide messenger RNA. RefSeq names its product potassium two pore domain channel subfamily K member 16 (gene KCNK16). NCBI's taxonomy places the organism in Eukaryota, Metazoa, Chordata, Testudines, Cheloniidae. Gene Ontology annotation, molecular function: potassium ion leak channel activity. Gene Ontology annotation, cellular component: membrane. The record is from RefSeq and is a predicted model, not a curated record. Gene Ontology annotation, biological process: stabilization of membrane potential; potassium ion transmembrane transport. Bases 1 to 879 code for a protein of 292 amino acids. The transcript is spliced from 5 exons.
AUGUCCCACCUCGUGGUGCGCGGCCGGCGGAUCAACUGGACUCUGGUGCUGGUGCUGGGGUAUCUCUUUUACCUCCUCCUGGGGGCCAUGGUGUUCCAGCUGCUGGAGAAGCAGGCAGAGGCCCAGUCUCGGGACCAAUUCCAGCUGGAGAAACUCAAGUUCCUGCAGAACUACACGUGCUUGGACAAGCAAGCCCUGGAGCAGUUUGUGCAGGUCAUCCUGGAAGCAUGGGAGAAAGGGGUCAACCCAGAAGGAAAUUCUACCAACCCCAGCAACUGGGACUUCAGCAAUUCUUUCUUUUUUGCAGGAACCGUUGUCACAACUAUAGGUUACGGUAACUUGGCCCCCAGUACGGUGGCUGGGCAGGUGUUCUGUGUGUUUUAUGCCUUGUUUGGGGUGCCGCUUAACCUGGCCUUUCUCAAUCAGCUGGGGAAAGGACUCAAUGCACACCAGAUCACUCUGGAGAGAUGGGUGCACAAGCCAGGCCGUGCACGGGUAGUGCAGACGCUGGCAUUGGCCCUUUUUCUGACCGCUGGGACCUUGCUAUUUCUAGUAUUCCCACCUAUGAUCUUCAGUUAUGUAGAAGGCUGGAGCUAUGGAGAAGGCUUCUACUUCACCUUCAUCACCCUCAGCACCAUUGGAUUUGGGGACUAUGUAGUAGGCACAGAUCCUAACAAGCACUACAUCUCGAUGUACAGGAGCCUGGCGGCAAUUUGGAUUGUUUUUGGCUUGGCCUGGCUCGCUCUGGUCUUUAACUUGGGAGCUGACCUGAUGGAAAAAUUCCUUCAGCUAAAGUGGCACAAGCCUGGCACAGCAGAAGAAGCCAUUACCAAGAUGGAGGAUGACCCUGAUCAACCCAGAAUCCACAUACCUAGCUGA